Messenger RNA from Fusarium redolens, 585 nucleotides. RefSeq lists its product as uncharacterized. The transcript has a single exon. Lineage: Eukaryota; Fungi; Ascomycota; Sordariomycetes; Hypocreales; Nectriaceae. The record is from RefSeq and is a predicted model, not a curated record. The coding region runs from base 1 to 585 and encodes 194 amino acids.
AUGUACUCCUUCCUUCUCAUCGCGGAGCUCGUAGCCAAGGUCAACGUAGUGCGUGAUAAUAUGGACGUGAGCACCACCAGAUGGAGUGACAUGACCAAGAUCACGACCAUGAUGUCGAUAUUACCUACGGGCAACAAUGCCAUUCAUAACAAGACAUUAGUCCCUGAGGCUGGGUCAAUAGAACUCUCCAUCGCCCCUGGCGGCAUCAAGAGUGGACACCCUUCUGCAGAAAUCUUUACCGGAUGGUCGCAAAACCAGAUCCCUGUGGUGCCGAAUGAAGCAGAUGAAAGAAGUUUUAGUCAAGCGGUAGGUUGCAGCCUACUAUACUUGCCCAUGGCCCGAAUGAUAUCAGGUUCAUUGUCUAUACCGAGUGGUUUGUCACCAGUACCUUUCGCAACUCUCGUCAGGCUCAGCGUUGGCGACCUUCUCUCCCACGCCACUGAACCUAGACAUUAUCCUUCCCUUUUUGCCCACCUCUCCUCCUUGGAGGCAAAGCGCCAGCCAGUCCCUCGCUACCGGCUUAUUUUAAAACUGCUCUCACUGUUGCUGAGCAUCUUCCAGCCUGAUUAUCUGCUCUUGCUUUAA